Messenger RNA from Arctia plantaginis, 471 nucleotides. NCBI's taxonomy places the organism in Eukaryota, Metazoa, Arthropoda, Insecta, Lepidoptera, Erebidae. The record is from the annotation of a GenBank genome assembly.
AUGGACACCAGUGAAAGUGUUGGAAGUUUGGAAGAACAAGCUCUCAAAAGGAAAGAAAGGUUAAAGAACCUCAAACGUAAGAAUCCUAGUGACGAUGCGUCAAAUAAUGAACCAGCUGACGUAGUUCCACUUCCUAAACCCAAAUUUCGUAGUUAUAAGCCACAAGACGAAAAACUCAAGGAAGCAAAAUUAGCGGAAGCUGAACCUGCUGCAGUUGAAAAUGAAGUCAAAGAUUUGCUUGAAGCUGGUAAAGAAAAGGUAGUCUUGCAAGAUUUAGACAUUUCUAGUUUAGCACCACGGAAACCAGACUGGGAUCUGAAAAGAGAUGUAGCCAAGAAAUUGGAAAAGUUGGAAAGGAGAACACAGAAGGCUAUUGCUGAAUUGAUAUGGGAGAGAUUAAAACGAGGGAAUGAAGAUAACUUGGGAGCGAUGGUCUCUAUGACGGAGAACAGACCUACAGAAGACGACUGA